ACCCGUAAAACCUCCAACAACCCCAAUCAACAUGAAGUUCUUCGUUGCCUUCUUCGCCCUGGUUGCCCUGGUCGCUGCCCAGGAGCUCUACACCAACAAGUUCGACACCGUGGACCUGGACGAGAUCCUCAAGUCCGACCGGCUCUUCAAGAACUACUACCAGUGCCUGCUGGACGAGGGCCGUUGCACUCCGGACGGAAACGAGCUGAAGCGGGUGCUGCCGGAAGCCCUGGAGACGAACUGUGCCAAGUGCAGCGAGAAGCAGAAAACCGCCGGAAAUAAGGCCUUCAAGUACCUGGCGGCGAACCGACCGACCGAGUGGAAGGCGCUGCUGGCCAAGUUCGACCCGGAGAGCAAGUACACCGCCAAGUACUCCGACGCUGCUUAAAGUUCCCGGCAAAAAUCUGGAUUUCUGUGUGUGGUUGCAAGUGGAAUGAGUGGAUGAGAGUGUGAACUUCCUUUCUAACCCUAUAACUUUGAGCUUUUCUUUUUUAUUUGUCUUUUGUUAGUUCUUUUAUGUUGUUUUUUUUUCAUGUUUAGUUUGUUUGAAAAUAAAAAAAG
This is a messenger RNA of Culex pipiens pallens (northern house mosquito), 561 nucleotides long. Its product is annotated as ejaculatory bulb-specific protein 3-like. Lineage: Eukaryota; Metazoa; Arthropoda; Insecta; Diptera; Culicidae. The record is from RefSeq and is a predicted model, not a curated record. The transcript has a single exon. The coding region runs from base 32 to 388 and encodes 118 amino acids.